Molecule: messenger RNA, 7656 nt
Organism: Bradysia coprophila
Lineage: Eukaryota; Metazoa; Arthropoda; Insecta; Diptera; Sciaridae
Biological process (GO): siRNA processing
Cellular component (GO): nuclear RNA-directed RNA polymerase complex
Molecular function (GO): ATP binding; DNA binding; hydrolase activity
Source: RefSeq, a predicted model, not a curated record
AUUUUGUCGGUUAUUCCCCAUCCAAAUCUCAGAUGGGAACGGAAGUUUUACGAAAAUUGCAGUGCAAAAUAAUUGAUUUUUCACUGCUCAAAUUGCAGAUCAAGUUGUGCACGUAGAGCAAAGCUCUCAAAAAUGCCAUUGAAGUGCUCAUUCAAGGAUUGUUCGCAAUUGAACCUCGCCGAUUUCAGUCAAAUUGCAUUCUAUCAAGACCUUACCACCGGUGGAUGGAAUUUGGCUCUCGGGCCUGAAUAUGUCAUUCCUGGUGGCGCCAUUCCCAUGAACAUUCGCCUAGUCGGAUCAAGUGACGAACGUUUCCCGUAUAAUGUGCACUGUGCCAAUUGCCAGUUCAAAGUGGGCGUCGUAAACCUAAUUAGUGGCUUCGAACAAAUGACGGUCAAUUUUUCGUCGAGAAACGUCUACUUGUUGGACACGAACAGUGGAUCGCCGGCGAGGAAAAAAGCCAAAUGGUCCAAACUGAUCGACAUGUACCCGAACAUUCGCCGCAUAACUGCGACAAUUCCAAACAACCCUGCACCAUUGGUUGCAUUGGAUACCGUCCACUUUCAUAGUGUAUCUGAUCUGGAUGACAUUAUCGCAGCUGGAAAAGCUGUGGCAUCGAAAAGUGACUUGUCGCCGAAGGACUAUCAGUGGCGUGGAUUUUGCUUUGCCUGCUUCAAUAGCGUUUUGAUGUGUUUGCCAACGGGGAUGGGAAAAACCCUGAUCGCCUGUAUGUUGAUGAAAGCGUACCAGCAACGGAACCCGAGCAAGGGACAAGUCUUUCUAGUUCCGACUGUCGUACUGGUGGAUCAACAAGCAUCUGCUAUUGAACGAAACACUGGUUUUAACGUAAUUCGUCGGAGCGGUGACGAAUUUAAACGGAGCACCUGGUCACCGGAGGAAAUUUGCGUUUGUACUCCGGAUAUGCUUUUCAACGCAAUAAAACUCAAUCAAAUCGCCAUGUCGCAAAUAUCUCUACUGAUAUUCGACGAGGUCCACCUAGCCAACAGCCCUAAUUCAAAUUAUGGCCGUUUGCUGCCUUACAUUAGUCGGUGUCCAGAAUCGAAACGGCCAAGAGUUUUAGGAUUGACAGCGUCACCGUGCUUGAAUGAACAUAAUAUGAGUCAAAGUAUAUCCUCGUUAUGCAGUAGACUUGGAGCAGUGCCAUAUACGCCGUUACUGGACGAUAGUACGGAAAAACCGAAUCGAAUAAGUUGCAACUAUGUGGCGAUUGAGAAGACCGCAUUUGAGAUGGAAUAUGAAAAAUUUGUUAUCGAAUCGUUGAACUUGCUGUCGGGGCUGCAUCCGUUUUACAAAGCCAAUUGGAAAACAUUUCCGCGCAAAUUUAGUGUGCAAAGCAAAAUUGACACAAUUUCGAAAAGUAUCAGCAUGGCACGGUUGGUUGGACAAGACGAGGACGACAUUCAGUUAUUGCAAUUGACGACUUGGAUGCGAAAGUGGUUGGACUCAUUGAAUAUAUUGCAAAUUUUCGGACCAGCGAAACUAAUCCAGUUGAUUCGUGCUGACCUAGACUUUGUGGAAAGAGAUCGCGUCCCAUCGAAACAUUCUGCUCAACUUGCACCAAUCGUUCAGCAAUUGCGUCAAUCCGUCGAGCAAAUAUUUACGGAACAUGACAUUGCCGAGAAUUCUCCGAGAUUAUUGGAGCUGUUGAGUGUACUGAAAAAGCAUCGCGGCGAACAUGAACGAAUUCUGAUUUUUGUUGAACGUCGCAGUACUGCCGAACGAUUGUGUCGACGACUGAAAGACGAUCCGCUCAUAAACGAAAUGAAUCCCAUUUCUGUGAUGGGAAACGCAAAUUGCGGCUCAACGUACAAAGAUGUGCAACAGAAGGUGUUGGAAAUGUUUCGGGCUGGUGAGUGUCGAUUACUCGUUGCUACGUCCGUUCUCGAGCAAGGAAUUGAUGUUGCGAUGUGUGGUUUGGUCAUAUGUUUUGAUGGGGUAAAGUCAGUGAAAUCAAUCAUUCAAGCGAGAGGACGCGCCCGUAUGGAUGUCGCAACGUUCGUAGCCUUCGUUUCGGCCGACAAACAACAAAGGGCGAAUCAAUUGACACAGAUGGAAGUCGCUAUGAACUACACCAUUCGUCAAUUGAUGGCCGAAAAUCACAGCGCUCUUGAUCAAGACAUUGGCGAAGAAUUGGACCAGUUUUUGCUGUCUGAUGAUCGUCAUUCUGCAGAAAGUUAUUUUGUAAAUGACGAGUCUGAUGGUGACGACGAUGAUGAAAUGGAAAAUGAUCCAGUGACUGUUGGUGUUGGAAAAGUUAUUAAGCUGCGGUUUGUGCACUUUGUCAAUUCAGCUGCUCUGCUGGACCACAUGCAAUCCUGCGACCGGGUGAAAGUGAAUAAAAGAUUUAUCGACGCUCACUUCACAGUAUCGAACGAUGAAAGCAUGUCAAGAAUUAUCAAGGAAGUUUCAUCCAUCCCACGAUUCCGAUCGUGGAUUGAAGUAAAUGAAAACAGUCAAAGCGAAAACAUGGCCCGUCAGACAACUGUGGUUUUCGAUUCGUUAACCGGAUGUUUCUUCGAUGAUUUCACCACCGUCAAUUUUGACUUCAGUCCGAUUUGGUGGGACAAUGUGAUUGAGUUUCAUGUUCAUAACAAUGCAAUGAAAAUUUCGGCAAACAAUCGACAAUUCCGCAUUCAGGCAAUCAACGUGGAAACGAUUCUGAUCAACGACACAAUGAAUUCGUUGGAAAUAUUUUUGUGUCUACGUAAUCCGCCAGCAUACUUCAUCGACGAGGAAUUGGCUCAUUUCGACUUCACCACAAAGUCGUUCAAUCUGUGCCUUCAACGUAAGACAUCGAUAGACUGUGAAACAUCUACGGCGCUUCGAAGAGCAUUUCAUGCAUUCACCAUGAACGUUUAUAACGUUUGUCAGCUAAAUAAAUCAAAUGGGCAGGACAGCUAUCGAUCCGCUAACAGUCAGCCUGCUAAAACACCUUUCAUGACCGAUUAUUUGAUCAAAGUUUGGCAUAGCACACAUUCAGCGUUGCUACCAACAAUUUUACCGCAACGCAUUUUGGAACGGUUCUAUAAGUGCUCGUCUUUGACCGCACUGAAGCUGCUGCUAAACAACACGACACCAGUUCGCUUUCAGAGGCUAAAAAUUAAUAACAUUCAGGACGUGCGACUUCCGUUUUCGGAAUAUGAACGCCAUCCCGAGGACUAUGUGUCACUGUGUCGAGUGAAUGUAACACCUACACGAUUCGUUUAUUUACCCAUGCAGUCGGUGCAAAAGAAUCGAAUUUUUCGCUACCAUCCGGACCCGGAAAACUUCCUACUGAUUUCAUUCACUGAUGAGAAUGGCGGUAAUCCGUGGCGAUCGGCGAAUAUUUGUGACUGGUUCCUAGCCGUGCUGCGAAACGGAAUCAAAAUUGGAGAGAAAACGUUCACAUUUCUGGGCUGCUCAAACUCGCAACUACGAGAGGGACGUUGCUGGUUCUCCACACUGAACAGAGACGAUGUUUACGAUAAAAUUGGCGAAUUUCCAGGUACUUGGAGCGCUGGUAGAAAGUUAACACGUCUUGCGUUGGCCUUCGCCGCCAGUUCGGAAACAGUAACUUUGAAUGAGCGAUACUUGCAUACGGUAGCGAAUGACGUGGAAAAGAAUGGCGUCAAUUUCAGUGAUGGAAUCGGCAGAGUUUCGCACAGCUUAGUGGAGAAGCUGCAAUCUGUGCUGAAACUACCACAAAAACCUACGGCAUUUCAGAUUAGAGUCGGCGGAAUCAAGGGAGUCAUCAGCGCUUUUCAUCAGGACGAUGAGGUUACGUUCCGAAAAUCGAUGAAGAAAUUUGAAAGCAAGCACAACACUCUGGAAGUGCUAAAUUACAGCCGUUCUCUGCCAUUGUUUCUGAAUCGACAUGUGAUUCUUUUACUGUCAUGUUAUGGAAUUCCUGACGAUACCUUCCUUGAAAUGCAGCACAUAGUACUCACAAAUUGUAUGUACACAUUGGUUGACGACAAUUCGUCACUAUCAUUUGUGCAAUCUCAGUCGAAAAUUUUUGAUUGGGAACUCUUUCCACCGCAGCAUUUAGUGCGAGAGCCGUUCUUCAGUCAAAUGUUGAUUAGCAAUUCAGUCGCUUUAAUCUCCGGAAUUACCGACCACUCUCACAUACCCGUUCCGAAUGGCAGGAUUUUAAUGGGCGUGCUGGACGAAACCGAAACCUUGGAAUAUGGCGAAAUCUACGCACACAUCGUUGAAAGUGAUUUCGAUUAUGAGUUAGAAGGAAAAAUCUUGAUCUUCCGAAAUCCGUGCGUACUACCUUCAGACAUUCGAGUAUUGAUGGCCGGGAAGAGCUGUUCAGCUCUGAGAAAUUUGUACACAAACUGUUUGGUUAUGCCAUCGAAAGGGCCUAGCUCGCAUGCCAGUGAAUGCUCUGGAGGUGAUCUAGAUGGUGACUUAUACUACGUCAUUUGGGAUGAGAAUUUGGUUCCGCAGGGCCUGCAGAUUCCCGGUGAAAAAGUGGUCGAACUUAAAACGACAGAAAGUGAAACGGUGCAAAUAUGCAAUUCGAAUCACGAAUCGAUGAUGCAGUUUUACUGCGACUAUGUGUCGAAAAAUCAGCUCGGCAUUGUUGCGAAUGCACAUCUGGCGGUCGCCGAUCAAUUUAAUAUGAGACACGAACGAAGCAUUGAAUUAGCUAAAUAUGUUACAGCCGAAACCGAUGCUCCAAAGAAGGGAUACACGGUGGGGAAAAUACCGCCGAAGCUGUUGCCGUCUCAGUAUCCAGACUUUAUGCAGAAAGCUGAUAAGGCGUCUUAUCGCUCGGAAACAAUUCUUGGUGAGUUGUUCCGGCAAUCAAAGCCGAUUCUGGAAGUUUUCCUCGAAAAGCGACGUUUCACCACAAGCAAUUCAAAGUUCAGCAUCACCGGUGACACAAAUUCCAUCGAAAAUUGCUAUGCUGCGUAUUGCUAUGAGAUAAAAACGCGGCUGCAGAGUUUCGAUUUAGAGUCCGAAGUGGAUCUGUUUUCUGGCACACCGAUCUGGAAAAGUGAAUAUUUGUCCACGUACAAACAGGAACACCAAUUACGCCAAAAUGUACUCACGGACGUAGGUGCAUUUUGGCGAAAAUGGAAAACCAUUUUCGAUAAAUGGCGAUCGGACAACGAUAAUAAUCAAGAGAAAAUUCUCGAAUGGUACAGCAGACCCAAAUCGUCUCCAUGGCCCGUCCAUAGUUUUUCGUUCCUUGCGUUGCCAUACGUAAAUUUCGACGAGUGCAUCCGCAAAACCAUUUCACAAAAAAUUCUCGACUCAACGCAUCGAUGGGUCGUGUACAACAAGAUUCGAUGGUUGAAUGACUGGCGUACGCGAUACAAUAUUUACGAGACAGUGACCGAUAAACUGAAUGGAAUUGAGUGUCAUCUUUAUGGCAGCUCAGCGCUUGGACUGAAUGAAGAACAUUCGGACAUUGACUUGUGUGCGACGAGCAGCGAUUUCUCCACUAUCAGCAAGUCCUUAUAUCAAAUGGACCACAACGUGGAGAUCCUGAAGAGACCACAUUGCGUCGCACUCACUUACAAAUCACAGCACAUCGAAAUAACAAAUUUUCUAGACGGCGUUAGAAAGACGAGCACGCUGGCCAGUACACUCGACAGGAAUGUAGGAUGCUGGGCCGCUCUUAAAGUUCUGAUUGAAUGGGCUCGAAUUGCCAAAAUUGUGAAAUCAUGUGGAAGUGAAGGGCUCAUGACAGUCAUCUCGUUCUGUCACCUAUUUGUCUCAUUUGCAACCACUUCAGCACCACAGACGGAUAUCGAAAACACGCCACCGUCUUACACUCUGAAACGUUUUGCCAGUUGGAUUGAUUCGGUAAAUGAUUCGGGGUGCGGAACGUUAAUUUACGACUUCUUGAAACAAGUCAGUUCCCGAAAUCGAUUGUGGCUAAUAACGAAAGUGGACCCGUUGACGAAGGAACCUUUGAUAAAAGGAGAUCUGGUGGACGAACUGUGCCAAAUCGCUGAAGUUGCACUUUGCAUUCUAUCAGUGCAUGAUGGUGACGUUCAAAAAUUGUUCGAGUUUUGCACUAAAAAGCGACUGUUUCGACUCGAUAAGCGAUAUGUCGACCCGAACACGUCCACCGAAGCUUCAAGAAUCUCGUGUUUGAAGGAAUUGAAAAGGGUUUGUAAUCCAAAGAACGCGGAAAAUCUGCACCUUACGCUCACCGAACGGAACGGAUUCUACUAUGUCGAGGUCAGUGGUGACCAUAAAUACUUUGCUGAUGUUGAGAAAGGUAUUAACAAAAUUCACUGGAAAAUUAUGAACGUUCGGGUCAGAGACGUAUCCCGGAAGAAGAUUUACCAUGUGAUGAAUGCUACAAUCAUUUUGCCAGAGUUCGGCAAUGGAUCUUCGACAGAAGUGUCAUUUUCAUCGUACGAGGGCGAUCGAUACCAUGUCCACCACAUGGGUAUAUGGAAGUCAACAUUAAAGUUGUGCCAUGAUCGAAAUGCGAAUUGGAGAGUGCUUGAGUAUCAACGCUACGAAAACCGGUUCCUGAAACAAAUGGAUUGGUAUGAUGAAAAGCAGAGAUCAGCCAGAAAGAGUGCGAGAUGUCUUCGCUUUUUCGGUAAAUUGGUUUGCAGAGUUCGGUGUGGCCAUCACUACUUCUUUCACAUUCCGGAAGCUUUGCACAAUACGUUUGAGACGAUUUCAUUGCAAAAUGUUGAGGAGAAAGUGGCGCACAUGGAAGAAAAUCUUGAACUGGAGCGACAACAUGACAUCAUUCAGGAUAUGAAAAAUUACAACUCGUCGACGCUGGUACGAUCUCAACGACAGAGUGACAACAGUACGGAUACACUGGCGUUAAUACCGCUUCAUGAGUUAAAAAUGCGUAGCGGGCCGCAAAGAAACAAAAGUCUUCAAUUCAAGUCCACGCCGAAAAUCAAUGACGGUAAUGGAAUAAGACACUCCUUCUACACCGACUGGCGUGUUCCUUUCAAUGAAACCAAAGAGUUUGCAGCACAGAAUGGCUUUAAGGAGAUACCAACAGACUCCGACGAUUACUACACCAGUCUAACAGUUCUUUGGCGACAGCGAGAAUUGAAUGUAUUGUGCGAUAAGGUCGGCAGAAUCACAGAAAUAAAACAUCGCAAGGUUCGGUGGUUGUCGGCAACAUUCAAUAAAAUUGAAGAAGAUCGCGGUCAUGACGUUCGAGUUUACUUGGAGAGCCAAACUCCACUCGAUGACGACGAAACUAAUCUAAAAACCGUCAUCGAGUACUUGGAUCAGCGUUCCAUUUUUACGGAGGCGUUUUCGAAACACUUGCAAGAUAAUCUUAUGGAUCAACUUCCAUCAAAGCCGUUAAUUCCGGACAUUUACCACUUCAACUGGCGCUAUCGCAGUAUGAGAAUUGUUGCAACCGUUAUGAAAUUCGUUAACGCCGAGAAUGACGAGUGCGUGCUGAGUGAAAUUCAUGACGGAAUUUUCCAUGCUCACAGGCAUGAAUUCGAAUGGUUCCCCAAGCAUUUCGAAUUUGAAUUGCGGUUAUCUACGGACAAUGUAUCACCGGCAGAUUUGUGUAAGAAGUCCUACGACUUGGGACUGAAGGUUUUUGACCAUGCGAAGUUGAACUGUGCCCAGUGAAAAUUGUAGAUUUUUCGCCUUAUUAUUGUUUCUUGAAAAUUGAAAAUAAAAUUUAUUAUAAACCGA